UGACCAACUAAUUGAACAACUGAUUAUUAAAGUUAAUAGUCAAUUGAUUGAUAUAAUUGUUGACAAAGAUAUUGGCAUAGUUACUAAUCAAGUUUUUGACCAAGUUAAAUAUUAUAAAAAGGAUGAAUUUUUCUUCCAUUCGAAA
Molecule: messenger RNA, 145 nt
Organism: Dentiscutata erythropus
Lineage: Eukaryota; Fungi; Glomeromycota; Glomeromycetes; Diversisporales; Gigasporaceae
Source: the annotation of a GenBank genome assembly